UCCCCCAUGAGACGGCGGGACAUGGCGCAUCACUGUGUUUUCAGAGUUCUGCCUGCAGUAGCAGCAGCAGCUAAAGAUCGGGAGCAGUGCUAACACGGGCCUAAUGGCAAUGGCGGAGGGCAACACCAGCUACCUCGGCCUCACUGCUAUCAUCACGGCGGUGUUUCAGUUUUCGUUUUUCUGUGUUGCAGCAACAUUGAAGAUUGACAAAGUUACAGAUUUCGCAGGUGUAUCCAAUUUUGUCAUACUUGCUGUUACAACCUUCCUUCUCAAUGGCACACACUACUUCCGCCAGACAGUAUUGACAUGCUUGGCUGUGGCGUGGGGCCUUCGAUUGUCAAUCUUUCUUCUGUUGCGGAUAUUGGAAUGGGGUGAGGAUAGACGCAUGGAUAACAAGCGAAACAAUUUGGCUAGAUUUGCUGUGUUUUGGACUCUCCAAGGAAUAUGGGUGUGGACUGUGUCUCUCCCAGUCACUAUUGUGAAUGGGAUCGUAACCCGUAAUCCCGAAAUACAAGUGGUCGAUGUAUUGGGUUGGGCUAUGUGGGGCAUUGGCGUGACCAUUGAAGCAAUUGGCGACCAGCAGAAGCUUCGAUUUAAAAGAGAUUUAGCGAGUCAGCGCAGGUGGUGCGAUGUUGGUGUGUGGAAGUGGUCUCGGCACCCGAACUACUUUGGAGAGAUCCUUCUAUGGUGUGGAGUCUUCGUGGCUUCGACGCCAGUGCUAAAGGGUGGUCAAUGGGGAGCUGUAGCCAGUCCAAUCUUGAUCACCCUCCUUCUCCUCUUUCUCAGUGGCAUUCCACUUCUCGAGGCAUCAGCUGAUAAGAAGCAUGGAAGCAAUCCAGAGUAUCGGGCUUAUAAGCAUAGAACGAGCCCUCUCAUUCCACUUCCACCUACUCUUUAUGGUAGCCUUUCGAAGACGUUGAAGACUGUGUUUCUCUUUGAGUUUCCUUUGUACAACAAAACAAAGCCGGCUGCAAGUGAGGAGAGUCUGCUACCUGAAAGCUAAGUUUAAGGGAACUUUCAUGUUACAUUUGUUCAGUGUCAUGUGUAAAGAUAAAUGGUUCCUUCCACUUUCAAGGAAUUAGCCCUGCUUCUUUUUUCCGGUUGUGGCAGUGUCGCUGUAUUCUAUUCAUUCAUUGUCAUGAGUACUAUGUUAGAAGCAUUCCUUAUAUUAUAAUAACAUCAAUAAAAGAAGGGCUGAAAAUCACCUUAGGUACGAUUGUGAGUAUCACAAAUUA
Molecule: messenger RNA, 1235 nt
Organism: Physcomitrium patens
Lineage: Eukaryota; Viridiplantae; Streptophyta; Bryopsida; Funariales; Funariaceae
Cellular component (GO): membrane
Source: RefSeq, a predicted model, not a curated record